AGCAACGAUUUCCCUCCACUCUCUGCCAUCGUUUCAAGCGAACGAGACAUUGCUAUCCAACAUCAUAGCCAUGUUUCCUCCAAAGUAUAUUCCAUCUUCUCUUCUGCCCUUGUUUGUGUGUUUUCGGUGCGUCUCGUCGGAAAGUCCCUAAACAUUUUCCAAUUUCUCUUCCUUUUCGUUUGUCCUAGUUUCGAAUGUUCAUUGGUAGGUUGGGGUAUCGUCGGGAGGCGUACUACCUAGGUAUGCAACUUGGUCAGCUAGAAACUCUGGGACUCGGUUGGGGGAGAGGGGGGGUGGAAGAGAAUAGCUGAAGAGGUGUUUGCACGUAAAAUCACUCGGCGACCCAUUCCGCACUCCUGAUCUCUCACAUUCUGACAUCAGCGCUUAGGAGAAUAUGUGUUAUUUAUCUGCCUCAUCCAAAGAUGCUGGUGAUGCGGGAGAUGGCAGAGCUUUGGCGUCGCAUCUUCCCCGUCUCGAAGAAAACCAGUGGAGGUUCAGGUCAACGGCUGAUAAUUUCAUCGUUCCAGGUCUUCUGACUGCGUAGCUCUGCCGUGGCUCUGCAAUGAGAUCUAUCUAUCAAUGAUCUCCGCUGUAGAUCGCCGUGCUGAUUUGGGGUAAGUUGAUAGAUUUUCGAUGAGAGAUACAUUAUCAGUUUUCCGCACGACGCGUGGAUGACCUUGGAGACUGAGAGCCUUUCCCUAUCAAGGCUGCUGCAGCUACUUUAAUUUACCGGAAGGCGGAAUACCACUAACCAGUCUUUCAGGGGGGUUGGCUGACGCCGGCAGCAAAGCCUUUGUAGCGUAUGCCCUCAGGGCAAACACCGUCUCUCAUUUUGAAGAUUCCUAAAGAAAUCCUACAGUCGUUGUUGGUACGACGGCUAUUGUAUGCACACCAACUCUCUUUAGCAGAUUCAAACCAGGCAGUUUCGACAAAUCCCCUCAAGAGGUUCUUCGCUUGAGCCAAGGAUGGCUUCGCAAGUACUCUGAUGCUGCCGCCAACGGCAACGGCAACGUGCAUUUUAUUAUAUUCAAUAUUCGAAUCGUAUGGGCGAGUAUGUUUGCUUGCCCGAAGACCUUUCUGUAUUCGGUGCAGUACGACACGAACAUGCUUCUCCAACCAGCCGAUUCCGCUUGGUAUCGCAUCGAAACAAACAGUCCUGGUUUUAUAUAAUGCUCUCUUGGUGCCCCUCGUUAUGGAUGUCAUACAAGUCUCCCAAGGCAAUCCAGAUUUUAACAAUAUGACUUCUGCAAGUGUUCGCCACCGCAUCCCUUGUCAACAAAGGGGCUGCAACAAAACGUUUACCGCCCAACAAAACAUGCUCCGUCAUGACCGGGAGAUUCAUGGAGGAAUCAAAAGAGGGGAGAACCGGAAGUGUGAGUUCGGGAGUCGAAUAUCCUCGUCCCAGCGCUGUUGACUAACUUCUCAUAGUCCCCCUCUUUCUAAGAAAUCCGGAGGUUCGACGCGAUCCAGCUUCGGUUUCCUAUCGCACAUCUUCGCUCGGUAAGUAGCAACCUUCUGAUUCCCUGCUAGGGCCAGAACUAACACUUUUGUGCUCUUUUCAGCGCCUGAGACAGCCUUCUACGGCAAGGACCAGCUACUUAUCGAAGAGGUUCAAGGAAACAACUGCUUGACCAACUUCCGCGGUCUCAAUUUCACAUCCGACAGACCUCAAUCCCUCGUCCGUGAGCGGCAAUGUUUGUUUGAGGCUCUGAGUACAUAUCCUUCCCCAUAUUGGACCCCAACGCAGUGCCAUUAUUGCGGAAGGAUCAUUGUGGGAUACUGUUGGCACAUGUAGGAGAAGAAGUUGCGGUUGACGUAAUGAUGAUCAGGUAGCUCAGUUGGAGAUGGGAACUGAGAAUUUGAAGAUUGCGGAAACAUUUCGCCAUGCUCUGUGCUGCAUAUUCGUACUUCUACUUGCUUCAAGGCAAAUGUUUGAACAGGGGAAGGGUGUGACUCUUUUCUUUGGCCUAUGAUGAGCACAUCUUCUGAUACCUACACCAAUGAUAGUUUCGAUCAAUUUCCUUACCAUGCCUCUCCCAAGCCCCCUUCUGUAGGUCGGUACCCUGCGGCCCGAGUAUUUGGGUGGUGUGGGUGGCUCUUCCAGCAACUCAACGCAGUAUCACGCACAUGACAGGGAACUACCGGGACGGGAAGCUUAGAGAUAAGAUCCUGAUAUGGGGAUACAAUACAUGUGUUUAAUUAGAUCAAGAGAAUGAUCCAGAGAGUAUUUAGUUUUCACCUCGCAGCCCGGGAUUGAUUUUUUAGUCCCACUUAAUGCUUUUCGAAGUUGAAGGAAGACAAGUUCUUCCACAUAUAGCUGAAUGUACCGUGACAAGUUCUUGCAAGCCUCGAAGAGUUGUGCCUGAUGUAUGGAAAGUUCGUGAUAGUGACAUACAUUUUACAGAGGAUAUCGACGCACGUGGCGUAAAGAAACGAUUACGACUCCUCCCUAUGGCGGUGUAAAGACGGAAACGCCGCAGUGUUCGCCUUGUUUAAAUACCACCUUCUUCUUUCAGGAAUUGUGACGAGGUAGACAACCAAAAAAAACUCGAGAGGAGCUGACCCGACAAGUUUUGGAGGUUAGGGGGUAGAAAAUGAUCACUUCAACACAACAAGCACGAUAAAGGAAGGCCAGCAAGGGGCCAUCUACCGCAAAGGAAUAUAUAAAGGAAAAACAAUCAGAUAGACUGUUCAAAACUCGCCAUUUUUUCUUAUUCAUCGAAACCAUCUUUCUUUCUUGGGUUCCCUCGUUCUUUUCCGUGUGCCAUACUUGCAGUAAGUAAGCUAGAAAACUCAACGCAAAUCCAUCCAUACAGCCCAUGCAAAUAUUCUGCAUGGCCGUAUACGCAACCCAUGGUCUUCACCGAAGGCCAUUCUUGGAAUAAUCCACGGGUUCUCAAUAUCUACUCUUUUUGCUACUUGAGAUGUUUCACAGACACGUGACAGACUACAGUACAGUAGGUCCAGCUUAAGCGAGGCUUGGCGUCAUUUCUCUGCCUAGAAGGAGACGGGGGUCAGUCAUGGCAGACUACCAUGGACCAUGCAACAUCAAGAUAAAUGCGCAAGUAUUUUAUUGUGAUAACGGUUGUCAGUCAGUCUUAUUUUUUGCCAGGGCGCCACUAACAGCAUGUAUCCACUUUUCUUUCCCGGAUCUUCAUCCGUUUCUGCACACGCUGUAAAGGGUAAUGAUUACACUCGUACAUAUUGUCUAUUUGAAUCACGUUGUACAGAUGAACAUAGAAAUAAUGGUCUAGAAUAAACUACAUACCAUUCUCUUCCGAGUCUUUCCAAGUCUUUUUAGUCGAUGUCAUUUUUAAUUUUGUCUUUUACUUCUUUUGGCUAUCUCCCUAUAGGCUCACAAUUAUUCUACGUUCUUAGGGUUUUAAUAGAGUCAAUAAAGCAGAGGUUGUUGUUUCCGCAUUUGGAAUAUUAAGCUACUAAAACGUCUUGACAGCAGGUUUUGCAAUUACUAGGUGUAGUUAUUGGGGAACGCUCUUUGGACAUGAGAGGAAGAAAACUAAUCAAAGGUAAGAAAUUCCAGUUGCCUUUGUAGAGGAGAGCAGCUUUCGAGAAUUCUAUGGCUUUCCCUAUCUAGUUGCCAGCUGACGAUUUUAAUUCAACAACUUAAAUAAAGACGUCUUAGGAGACUUAACUUCGCAUUUUUAACCUUCUAGUGAGUGAGUACCCAUCUGAAUGCGGAUGGGGCCAGAUACUAACGUUUUCUUUUCCAAUUAAAACGGAAAACGGGCCCACUCAUACCCAGUGAGCUCCAUUAUUGUAACGACCUCUGAUACUCCGAAGCACAAUGAUACUUGCGUUACCACCGUUUGACUAACUGGUUCCACAAGGCGAGGAUAAUCGGGCAGAAUUUUGAAGACAUAAACUAUUUCUCGCCCGUCGUCCAAGUAGCUUAUAAUUUGGUACGGACCCCUUUCAAAAAUAGCACGAUGUUUCGCUACCCUAGAACCUGUUAAAAAAUCAAUUGACAUACAAAAUACCUUGCCAAAUACCCUGCAAUACACUAGUAGAUAACCCUUGUUUAUUGUUACCUUUGAGAAGAGGAUGUAGGGACGGACGUCUCAGAACCUAGAAAUUUCCCGCGCUGAUCCGACUGACGAACCCUGUUGUCUUGUUGGCAUCCUGCACUCGCCCACCCACCAUUACCUCACAAGGAAAUCAUCGUGAACAUCGUAAUCAUUCAAUAACGAUUGUUGAUAGAAUUCAUAAGUCUACUGCCGUAUCCAAUCGUUCUAAAUAUUAAAGGGAGAGCCUGUUUCAGUAUAUCCUGCGGAAUUUCUUUUUGUACACACAUGUCAAUAAAUCAAGUAGCCACUAGUUACUUGUCAUGAGAAAACUCAGGGGAUAUCUUCUAAGAUACGAGUAGCCGUCCCGUUCCUUGCCUAGGCUAUUUGGCUGUCUGCUAUGCCUCUUGUAGCUCAAGGGCCAACAUUGACGAGAUGCGCGGCGGCUUCGCCUAUUCUCCAUUUUAUAAGAUACCAAUAGUGACUCAUACACGUUGACUGCACUGCCGAUGAAGGGAACAGAUCCUAGGUCAAAAGGCGGAAGUAGCAUCAGAUGAUCUCUGGCAAGCAGCUUCACAAACGGUGAAUGCAAUGGUGAAAUUCCCAGGUUCUCAAGAACCAAAUGAAACGGUAAACCAACACCUAUGAGAUAGAUAAAUGAUUUGCUGGUUAGUCUAGGGAUUUGCUCUGGCAAACAACACAACAAAAUCUGCCUUCGAAAACUUAUCUGGCGAUCCUCAAAGGGCGCGCCGCUUUGGGAGUGCUAUGAAGGCAUAUAUUGAGGAGACAGGAUUCGAUAUCCAGUUUGUAGCGGACAACUACCCGUGGAAAGAAUUUGGAAAUGCAACUGUGGUUGAUGUAAGUUCAAAUCUCUGUUAGAAAGAAGGACACGAUAUGAGAGAGCUUGCUAAUACGGAUCAGGUUGGCGGAUCCCACGGUUUCGCUUGUACUCAUCUCUCAAACCUCUUUCCAUCUCUGAAAUUUGUUGUGCAAGAUCUCCCACCAGUUGUAGAAGCAGGAGCAAAAACUAUUCCUAAGGAUCUCUCCGAAAGAAUCCAAUUCAUGGCCCACGACUUUUUCGAAGAACAACCAGUCCAUAGCGCCGAUAUAUACUUCUUCCGCUGGAUAUUCCACAACUGGUCCGAUAAAAACUGUAUCAAGAUCCUACAAGCGCUUAUACCAGCUUUGAAGAAAGGAGCCAAGAUCCUAAUCAACGACAACGUCCUCCCAGAACCUGGUGUGCUGCCGAUGUGGCGGGAGGAGAAAGUAAGAGCAAUGGAUUUGACGAUGUUAGAGCUUCAGAAUGCGAGAGAAAGAGAAUUGGAAGACUGGGCAAAGUUGUUUGAGGAUGCAGAUCCAAGAUUCAAGUUUUUGGGUGGCAAACAACCUAGGGGAGCGUCUUUGUGGAUUUUAGAAGCUGUUUGGGAAGGAUGA
Molecule: messenger RNA, 5456 nt
Organism: Hymenoscyphus albidus
Lineage: Eukaryota; Fungi; Ascomycota; Leotiomycetes; Helotiales; Helotiaceae
Source: the annotation of a GenBank genome assembly